GUAAUACGGUAUGAUAGAUACGGUACCGGUAGGCCAGACCCUUGCCCUCACUCCCACUCUCCCCCUCUUCUCCCGUAAGAGCCUCAAUCGCGCACAGCCCACAUGACGUCUAUGGUUGCCUGAGUAAAGCUUUCUUCCCCUACCGGCACUGUACGGGACUGUAUUGCCUAUCUUUUCCCACAAACUUCGUCAUCGUCAUUCACUUUCCCUCCCUCCGAAUUCACCAAUCAAAUACCCAAUUCAGCCCAAUUCAAUUCAAUUCAAUCCCAGAUGCACCGCGACCUCCGACUCCGCUUGUUCCCAAACCAUCCGAACGCACUGUCUUGGUCCAGGGACGGGCAGUUAUGUGUGAUUGCUUCGGAGACCGCACAGAUUCUCGUGAGUGCCCGUACAGCCCUUCCUCCACCUUCCAUUCCUUCGCUGCCCCUCCCCGACCGUUAGGGACGCAGGCAACGAGCAAACAGCAGCUAACCAUUCCAUCAGGUUCCCAACAACCUAAAACCCCACCACGCAUCCCUCCGCACGCACCUCCUGCACAGCAUACAAACCUCGCCCGAAGUGGCCCCUGCAGACGGUGAGUUUCAGGUUCGUUUGAGGUUUUACCUUUAUUUAUUCAUAUUUUUUUCACCCUUGUUUUAGAAAGGAGGCAAUGAUUGGUUGAUGCGGAUUUGCUUGGGGACGCAAAUAGCGGAGGUGUAUUCUAUUGGUGAUGAGCAGGGCCCGGGAUAUGCGAGGGCUGCGGCGUGGAGUCCUUUGGGGGUAUCGGAGUUUAGGAGGUAUGUGUGGUUCUCUCUUUUUUUUUCACUUUGCUCGUACAUUCCUAGAGUUUGUUCGGGGAAUUUCUUCAUUGGUGAAUAUUAAUCAAGUGAGAGAGAAAAGGUGUAUUCUGGGUCUCCUCACGACAAAUCAUCAGGUCAAGGUUUUUGUCCCUGGGUGGGACCCUUGGAGUGAUUGGGUGAUUGUGAGUGUCCUCUUUUUUUCCUUCUUUUUUUUUCCUUUUCCUUUUUCUGCAUACUGCAUUGGUUUCUGUGAGAAUCGUUGGGUGCGAGAAGUGAGAGAGAGACGCACUGAGAGAAAAGAAAAGAAAAAAAAAAUGAGCUUCGGCCGUAAGUUGCCCGAUGCAGGGGGCAGUGGUCCAUGUUCGAGGAGAUGGUUUUGUGAGGAGAUGGUCGGAUAGGUUGAGUUACUGGAUUUAGACUGACUAGCCUCCUUGAUGAAUGACUGGAAAAAUGAUAUGCAGCGUUACGAUCUCACAAAGUACUUGAUCGAGUACUCGGGUUGGGACAAUGAUGAGCUCAACGGGGAGGACGAGACCACAGUGCGUAUGCGGGUCCGUACGAGAUCUUUUUCUUGGUCCUCUGGAGUUUCUUUUCCCGCCAGACGGCGGGCGGAAUCAUUGCUCGCGGUGGCAAAUGAUAAUCUACAGAUUGUGCUUUUCAGGUCUGUUUAAAUUUCCCCUGCAUGUUUUUGAUUUAUUUUAUUUUCGUCUUCGGCAUGCCGAAAGGCUCCAAGUUUAAAAGGGUUUUUUUCCACUUUUACACUUUUUCAUCCCCCCUGCUGGGAAAAAUGUGUUUACCGUACCCUUGAGCACGGUUCGCAGUGGGCUGUGUGGUGUGUCUCCCCGGCGGAUCUUUCCCUUGCUCGUCCUGUCCCCAGUUCCCUUUCUUUUCUGAAUGAUAUGAUACGCAGGAUCACGCAUGACCAUUGUUCGAUCGCGGAGUUUUUCAAGGGCGUUGAUUUAGAGAUCGUGAGAAAAGUUGGGCAAAGGGAGACGUGGGUGAGUUGCCUUGCAUGGAGUCCCUGGAAAUGGGUCCGGGGCGGCGACGAAGGAGACAAUCACAAAAGCAAAGCCUUCCUGGCCUACGGAUUCCGCGGAAAGACGUACAUUUGCCCGAUCACCGUGUCCCUCGAGUCGGGAGAUUACUCUUGCUCUCCCGGGGAUCAUGAUCCUGGCAGACUGUCGGCUGUGGCUGGAAAUAGACUUGUUGUUGGGAACUCGAUGUCUGACGUUCAUCUGGUUUCCGCUAUGACUUGGGCUGAGGAGGUGAGACUUUUUGCCCUACACACACCGCUCCCUCACACAUGCACUUUUGCACACACAGUCGCGAGCUUAUUCGUUGACCCGGAAUGACAAUGUAGGAGAUCAGUGGGUGCCUUAUUCUGGCCUAUGCCAUUCCGCGCAGCGUAAAGAUUGUCGCUAUCAACAGCGAUGGGGGGGUCAUGUCCACCAGGGAGUUUGUGAAUGGCUUUGUGGAUCAUAUUGCCGGUACGUAAUUUCCCGUAUAAUGACAAUGUGUAAAGAUAUACUCAUCCUGAGAGGUUACUAGGCUUUUGUUUCACUCCGUCAACAAGUCCCUCGCGGGUCAUGCUCCAUCUUGCCAGCUCCAAUGGAAGGGCGCAAAUCAUCGACUACACACCCACAUCCGGCCACAUGAGCGAGAAGUCAACCUCUCACAUCACGGAAGGCGCCGGCGACGAACAAGAUGUGCCGAUGAGUGACGCCCCACCGGGAAGUAGGGAAGAGGAGGAGGAGCUCCGCGCUAUUGCUUCCCGUUGGACGAAUGUACUGGAGGAGAGGAAGCAAGACUACAUGGCUGAGCAUGACCUAUCCACUUGCACUUCGAGAGUGUAUGGCAUCGCGGCAAGCCCCAUGGGUGGGAUUAUCGCUGUGGCUUGCAGCUUUCAUCCGAAUGAUAGCCUGCAGUACAUUACGGCAUCUAAGGAGAUGACCAAGAUAGUUUUCGGCACACACCACGGGUGGGAGGGCGCCUGGCAGAGGAGAGGCCUUCUGGCUGAGCCCCCGUCAGACGAGCCGCGAGUUCCCUCCCCCGUCGAGAUCUCGAGUGAAGCAUUUCUCUUCGAAAUCGAGUGCUUUGGAAGUAGAAGCGCAGGUAUUGUGGAUAGGAUCUGGAGGUCGCUGGAUAAAGUACACUUCCAGGAUAGUAACGGCUGGGACCUAGAGAGCAUAUCGAUAGACGGUGCUGGGGUCGAUGCUUCCUUGGCUUCCAAUCUUUUGGCUAAACGAGAGCUAAACGCGCUCCGGUACAAAUGCUGCCUGCAAACAUUAUCAGACCCCGCCAAUCCUCGCUUAUCUCUCCUUAUCAACGCCCCUCCCAAAGAAUAUCCAGAAAUAAUCGCUCAUACCAUAUGCAAUAUCCUAUCCGUCCCCCGAAAUAGCGCGACCGAAAAGUCCAACCUGAGCAUCAGGAUAAUAUACUCUCUCGCAUGUAUCGGGAUUCUAGGACUGUACAAUUUCCGCCAAGUCGUAGAGCUCGCCCGAAAGGCAUUCCUCUGGCUAUCGACAAAAGUCAAGGUAGAUGUGCGCACAGAGCUGGAAAUUUCGGACCGUAGAAUAUCAGAUGUGGAAGUUAUGGAGCGCGGAGAGGACGAUGGUUCGGGUCUGCAGGAGAUCCGUGAUAGGGACAAAGGCUUCGCGAGUAGGCUGGAAAAGUGUGCCCUGUGCGACCAGGGAAUGACAUGGUCCGAUCUGAGGGUGGCCGAGUGCUCACUUGGACACAGAGUUUCUAGAUGUACACUUACUUUUCUGCCAAUGAAGGACUAUAAACUCACGAAAGAGUGCAUGGUCUGCAAGCGGACGGUUCUGUCAGAGGCAAUACUUGUCCACGAGAUGGAGAAUAAUGGUACGAGUAAGAAUGACGGCGGAGACGGCGGCGGACUAGGAGAUGAGGGGGAGAUGGAUGAUGGCGGUGGCAAUACUACGAGCACGAGUAAAGCGGGGCCAACUUCCGCUUCCUCUUCUUCCCGUGGCAGAGGUGCUGCUGCUGCUUCUUCUUCUUCUUCUUCUUCUUCUUCUCAAGGAGGGGUAGUAGUAGAUAGAGGAGGGGAGAGCACAUUGGCCGCAAGCAUUUUGACUGGUUUAGAUGUCUGCGUACAUUGUGGAGGAAGGUAUUGGGCGAAAAGCGAGGGGUUGUAGUUUAGUUUAACUCUGUUUUUUUCUUUUUCUCCUCCUUUCCCUCUCUCUCUCUCUGUGGGUUGGGUUGGGUCGAGUGAGUGUGUUUUUCCAUGAUGAGGGAAAUUUUUAAUUAUAUAUCCCUUUUUUCUUUAACCGUACUUACUAUCACAGUGCUCUUGGUUUUAGGGGGCGAAAGGGGGCCGGAGAUGAAUGGGGGGAGGCUUCAAUACCAUGACGCCCCUGCUUGGGUGUUUGACUUUGUCGAGAUUUUCGUCCCGUGUUUUGAAAUUAUUAUUUUUUGUCAACGCCCCAUGGAGAAAAAUAGAGUUAUCAUAGCGUACAGUACGAGUACUGGUAUCGUAAUAUC
Molecule: messenger RNA, 4280 nt
Organism: Tuber aestivum (summer truffle)
Lineage: Eukaryota; Fungi; Ascomycota; Pezizomycetes; Pezizales; Tuberaceae
Source: the annotation of a GenBank genome assembly